UCCAUCCCGCUCCCCUCCCGAUUCCGCCCCGGCCAUGGCCGCCGCGAAGGUGCAGGCAGCGGGGGGGUCCCUGGCCGCCGCCCGGGAGCAAGCCCUGGCCGUGAUUCGGGACUACAGCAGCAACCCCAGGCUGACCUACAGGACCGUGUGUGGUGUCAACGGACCCCUUGUGGUGCUGGACAACGUCAAGUUUGCCCAGUACGCUGAGAUCGUGAACUUCACGCUGCCCAACGGCAGCCGCCGCAGCGGGCAGGUCCUGGAGGUGAUGGGCUCCAAAGCCAUCGUUCAGGUGUUUGAAGGAACAUCUGGCAUCGAUGCCAAGAAGACCUCCUGCGAGUUCACUGGGGACAUCCUGCGCACCCCAGUGUCUGAGGACAUGCUGGGUCGAGUCUUCAACGGCUCCGCCAAACCCAUCGACGGUGGACCCCCGGUGAUGGCUGAGGACUUCCUGGACAUUAAUGGCCAGCCCAUCAACCCCCACAGCCGCAUCUACCCCGAGGAGAUGAUCCAGACGGGGAUCUCCCCCAUCGAUGUGAUGAACAGCAUUGCCCGGGGCCAGAAGAUCCCAAUCUUCUCUGCUGCCGGCCUGCCCCACAAUGAGAUUGCUGCACAGAUCUGCAGGCAGGCUGGGCUGGUCAGGAAGUCCAAGGAUGUGGUGGACUACCACGAGGACAACUUCGCCAUCGUCUUCGCCGCCAUGGGGGUGAACAUGGAGACAGCUCGCUUCUUCAAGGCCGACUUCGAGCAGAACGGCUCCAUGGAGAACGUCUGCCUCUUCCUCAACCUGGCCAACGACCCCACGAUCGAGAGGAUCAUAACCCCCCGCCUGGCCCUGACCACGGCUGAGUUCCUGGCCUACCAGUGCGAGAAGCACGUGCUGGUGAUCCUGACCGACAUGAGCUCCUACGCCGAGGCCCUGCGGGAGGUCUCGGCAGCCAGGGAGGAGGUGCCCGGCCGCCGCGGCUUCCCCGGCUACAUGUACACAGACCUGGCCACCAUCUACGAGCGAGCAGGGCGUGUGGAGGGCAGGAACGGCUCCAUCACCCAGAUCCCCAUCCUCACCAUGCCCAACGACGACAUCACCCACCCCAUCCCUGACCUGACUGGCUUCAUCACCGAGGGGCAGAUCUACGUCGACCGGCAGCUGCACAACAGGCAGAUCUAUCCCCCCAUCAACGUGCUGCCCUCCCUCUCCCGCCUGAUGAAGUCGGCCAUCGGGGAGGGCAUGACCAGGAAGGACCAUGGGGAUGUCUCCAACCAGCUGUACGCCUGCUAUGCCAUCGGGAAGGACGUGCAAGCCAUGAAGGCAGUGGUGGGGGAGGAGGCGCUCUCGGCGGAUGACCUGCUCUACCUGGAGUUCCUGCACAAGUUCGAGAAGCAGUUCAUCACCCAGGGCCCCUACGAGAACAGAACCAUCUUCGAGUCGCUGGACAUCGGCUGGCAGCUGCUGCGCAUCUUCCCCAAGCAGAUGCUGAAGCGCAUCCCCGAGGGCAUCCUGGCCGAGUUCUACCCGCGGGAGGCCAAGGGGCAGGGCCAGGAGCCAGCCAGCACAGCCCUCUGA
Dryobates pubescens (Downy woodpecker) is the source of this 1561-nucleotide messenger RNA. RefSeq names its product ATPase H+ transporting V1 subunit B1 (gene ATP6V1B1). Gene Ontology annotation, molecular function: proton-transporting ATPase activity, rotational mechanism; ATP binding. Lineage: Eukaryota; Metazoa; Chordata; Aves; Piciformes; Picidae. The transcript has 14 exons. The record is from RefSeq and is a predicted model, not a curated record. The coding region runs from base 35 to 1561 and encodes 508 amino acids. Gene Ontology annotation, cellular component: proton-transporting V-type ATPase, V1 domain. Gene Ontology annotation, biological process: ATP metabolic process; proton transmembrane transport.